GAUUCUGUCGACUGUGUGAAUAGAGGUGUGCUGUGGUCAUAAUUGAUGAAGCCGUCGAAAGUAGGCCUUCGUGUUCUCCAACAUUUCUAGAUAUCUGCAAGUUGUCAUCAACAACAAAAAACAUCAGUGCACCGGUAGGAGCGCUAGACGGGACUGCUUGAUCCUACACUGCACUGCACUGUAGUUUGGAUUACUGAAGUUUACGGCCGUACUACACCGUCAGCAUGUUAAGGUUUAUUCGCAGUAGAGGCGGCGGACAUGUCAGCGCCGAAAGAGAAAAACAGAAGAAGGAAUUAUUCGCUUUUAAUAAGACAGUAGAGCAUGGCUUCCCCAACAAACCAAGCAGCGUGUCUUUUGACCCUAAACUGAAGCUUCUGGCAGUUGGUACACACACUGGAGUCGUCAAAGUUUAUGGUGCACCUGGUGUUGAAUUUAUUGGUGUGCAUAAAGAUGAAACCCCAGUGUCUCAGCUAUUCUUUCUUCCUGAUCAGGGUCGUAUUAUCAGCCUGCUGGAGAACAACACAUUGCAUCUAUGGGAAGUGAAUAUCAAAGAUGGAAACUCUGUCUUAGAGGAAGUCAAGGAAUUCUCUUUGGAGGGCAGAUUGCAGAAAAUUACAGUGUGUUGCUUGCCGUCAGACUGUCAGCAUCUCUUCUUAGGAACAGAAGGUGGCAACAUCUAUGUUCUUGACAUAGUAUCGUUUGAAUUAUUGGAGCAUAUCAUUUAUCAAGAUGUUGUUAUGCAGAACGUGCCUGAUGACUACAAGGUGAAUCCUGGUGCUGUUGAAGCUAUUGCUGCUCACCCCACUGAAUCAAACAAGUUGCUGAUAGGAUACAACCGUGGAUUGAUUGUACUCUGGGAUAACAAGACCUGCAAUGCUGAUCAGACAUACGUUGGAAGCCAGCAAUUGGAAUCGCUUUCUUGGCAUCGUAAUGGCAUACAGUUUAUGACUGCUCACAAUGACGGCAGCUAUGCCAUAUGGAAUGUAAACGAUCCAACCAAACCGGAGAAAGAUCCCACUAUUACUUACGGACCCUUUCCAUGCAAGGCAAUUACCAAAGUUCUAUGGCAAUCUACCAAGGGAGAGCCAUUCAUAAUGUUAUCUGGAGGUAUGCCCCGUGCUAGCUAUGGUGAUCGCAACUGUAUCACCGUAAUGCAAGGAAAGACACAGGUAGCCUUUGAUUUCACAUCUCGUGUGCUGGAUUUCUUCACCGUUUCCGACACAGACGAAGAGUGCGAGUAUGAUGAUCCACAUUCUUUGGUUGUUUUGGUGGAAGAGGAACUAGUGGUCAUUGACCUACAGAGUGAAGGAUGGCCUACUUUCAAUAAGCCCUACCUGGCUUCUUUGCAUGCAUCUGCUAUAACUACCACCACACAUUGCAGUAAUGUACCCAAUGAUGUCUGGGAGAAAAUACAGAAAGCAGGAGAAACUCAAAUGGCGCAAACAUUCUCACAGAGGGAAUGGCCAAUCAAUGGUGGUAAGAAUUUGUCUGAAGAACCAAUGUCUAAAGAUCUGCUGUUGACAGGACACGAAGAUGGUACUGUUAGAUUCUGGGAUGCUUCCACUGUUGCCUUGAAAUUGAUCUACAAAUUAAACACCUCCAAUGUAUUCAUGUCUGAAUCGGAACAUGCUGAAGGUAAUGCUGGUGGCGAGGGAGAUGACGACUGGCCUAGAUUCCGCAAGGUUGGUAGUUUUGAUCCAUACAGUGAUGAUCCUCGUUUAGGAAUCCAGAAAAUCAUCCUCUGUUCAGUGACUGGAAAGUUGGUUGUUGCUGGAACAGCUGGACAGGUUAUAUGUUUGAACUUGGGUGAAGAAGAAAUUGAACAGAGUAUUGAGACACAUGCUGUGAAUAUAGUUAGUGAUCGUGAUGAGUUUGUAUGGAAAGGACAUGACCAACUUAAUGUGAAGACUGAUGAUGUGAAGAUGGCACCAGGCUUCCAAGCUAAUUUUGUAGUUCAGUGUACCCCUCCAGCUGCGAUUACAGCUUUGGCCACUUCUGUUGACAAAGGUCUUUUAGCUGUAGGUACCAGUCAUGGUUACGCACUGUUUGACGCAAAUCAGAAGAAGAUGGUGAUCACCAAGUGUACCCUGAAUCCCAGUGACUUGUCAGCAAGUGGAGAAACUCCCAUGUCCCGUCGCAAGUCAUUCAAGAAGUCUCUGCGUGAAUCAUUCCGCCGUCUUCGUAGGCGCCGUUCGCGUAAAGAGAAGGAAGACAAACCACGUGUUGAGGCUGUUCCAACAACAGAUCUUGAUGCCCCUACACCAGAGAAAGAGGACACCCCAGCAGCUGAAGCCACCGAAGAAAAAGCAGAGGAGCCCAAAGAGGAAGAAGAGAAAGAAGUGAAAGUUGAAGAAACAGAGAAAAUGCCUGUUGAAAGAAAAGUUGAAGCUCGUAGUAAAGAUGAUGCUAUGACCAGUAUGGUGAGAUCACUGUAUUUUGCAAGCACAUUCAUCCGUGAUGCUAACACAAUGACCACUACAUUCUGGGCUGGUACAAAUGCUGGAACAAUCUACGUUUACACAAUAUCUGUUCCAGAUGAUGAAAAACGUGAUGAAGUAGAUGUCAAAGCUGAACUUGGCAAGGAGAUACGUUUGAAGCAUCAUGCACCAGUGGUAGCCAUGUCUGUGAUAGACCACGAUGGAUAUCCAUUGCCAGAUCCUAUUGAUGUUACUAAUGAAAGAUGUAAAGCACCAAAUAUGUCUGGUGGACAUUCUAUUGUCAUCUGUUCUGAAGAACAGUUCAAGGUGUUCUCUCUCCCUAAUCUGAAACCUAAACACAAGCAUAAGUUGACUGCUCAUGAUGGAUCCCGUGUCCGUAAAGUCUCAUUCAUCAAUUUCAGGAGUAGAAGUGAUGACAAUUAUUCAGAGAACUGCGUUACUUGUUUGUCCAAUCUGGGAGAUUUGCAUAUCUUUAGCAUUCCACAUCUGAAAUCACAAUUAAAAAAAUCAGCAAUUCGUAAAGAAGAUAUCACCGGAAUCAGUUCAUGCAUUUUCACGUGUCGUGGGGAAGGAUUCUACCUGCUAUCGCCAUCAGAAUUUGAGAGGUUCUCAUUGUCUGCUCGGUACAUCAAAGAACCGAUGUGUAUGCUAGAAUUGAAAGAAGGAAUGAGGCCAACACCACCUGAGCCUGAACCAGAGCCAGAGCAAACAGAGGAGAAAGAAAAAGAUGAGGGAGAAGAAAAGACUGAUGCUGAAACUGCAGAGGGGGAGAAAGAUAAAGAGGAAGAAGAAACAAAAGAUGGUGGUGAAGAGGAAGAAACACCUGCAGCGACUGAACAAAAAACUGAUGAUCCAGAAGCCACUGCCCAAGAACCAGAUGAAUUAGUCGAGGAAGUUGAUGUGAUAUUGGCUAAGGCUGGUAUCUCUGAUGCUAAUGAUACAGUAGAAGAAGAAACACAACAAGACAUCACAGUAGAUGAAGUAAAAGAUUAUCAGAAUGAAGAUGAAGGUGAAACCAAAGCAGGAGAAGCAGGCGGCUUAUCAAGUGAAGCUGAAAGCGCACAGAACCCAACAACUGAAGAGAGUAGUGAACUCAGAGGUGAAGAGCUAGUUGAGCUUCAAAUUAAAGAAGAUGCAGACUGAAAUCGAGGAAAACCUCCGUAUUUAGAAAAAUUGCUACCAGGAUCACUUUUAGUCAUUUUGAAUCUAGUAUUUGAUAAACACUGCAAAUAAUUGUGUGAUAGUAUAUAUAGUAAACUCGUUAUUGAUUGCUAUUUGAUAAUAUUUAGAAUUCAUUCCCAGAGACAUUUUUCAGAAAUUUUUGGGGCUUAGCACAGAUGUACCGUAGUAUUGUUAAAUUGUGAGAGGCUGACUUGGUAACUACACCGUAGUACAGUGCAUUUGGGGAAAAGAGUGUUAUAUAAUUAUGCAUUAUGCAGCUCUCCCAUUUGACACCCCUUACCCUUUUAAUGUUUUUGAAGGCCAAGUUGGCUUUAUUUUGAAAAGUGACAUUUUCCCCUCCUUUAUACCUUAUUGACAAGCAAUUCUCGCGGUUCCAUGUAUAUUUGAUCUAGGUGUGUGUAUAUCUUGCGUCAACUCAUUCAUGUACUCAAUAUUUCCUUUCUUUAAAUAAUACCAAGAAGUAAUGUUAGAGGUUUUGUCAACUUAUUGUAAUUAUAACUGGUCAUUAAAUAGUAGUUAAUUUCUUUUUUUUUUGGCGCGGCGAGUUGUUUGUUGUUGCUUUGACAAUGAUCUUUGGCACCUUUUUUGAGUAUAUAUGUUCUGUUGUACUUAAAUCUUUGAAAGCCAUUGUUUUUGUGGAGGCUAGAUAUAUAUUUUGAGGCAGGGUAUUGUUAUUUGAAUGUAUUCUGUCACAAUUUUACCAUCUUGUAGUUAGACCUGUCUCCAAGUAACUUGGCAUGUCAGUUGGUUUUGGGUAAUUCAAUAAAUGUAGCUUUUGAAAUGUCCCCAGCUCAGAAGUUUUAUGAUGUUGAUAUAUUUGGUAGUCUUGGCGUAUUUGACUGCUUGAUUAGUUUAAACACAUCGUUAUUUUGUAGCAAUAUUACUGCAUUGUACUCUACUAUAUACUCUGGUUUAGGUAGUUGCACUCGCUUUUGACGAUCCAUUUUUCACUUGUUUUUCCUGCUUAAUGUCCCCUAAUCUAGUUAGGUUCUCAGCACCAUCUUUAUCACUGCCUUCCCCCCAUUAGUUUUAAUAAAUGCUGUACGAAAAAAAAUACUUGCUAUUGUGGGUGUAAUGUGCUGGAUCUGCAUACAAUAAAUUUUUAUUCCCUUAGAG
Saccoglossus kowalevskii is the source of this 4736-nucleotide messenger RNA. Its product is annotated as lethal(2) giant larvae protein homolog 1-like. The record is from RefSeq and is a predicted model, not a curated record. Gene Ontology annotation, biological process: establishment of spindle orientation; regulation of establishment or maintenance of cell polarity; regulation of Notch signaling pathway. Gene Ontology annotation, molecular function: myosin II binding; syntaxin binding; GTPase activator activity. Gene Ontology annotation, cellular component: cytoplasm; cortical actin cytoskeleton; plasma membrane. NCBI's taxonomy places the organism in Eukaryota, Metazoa, Hemichordata, Enteropneusta, Harrimaniidae.